Messenger RNA from Nematostella vectensis (starlet sea anemone), 5763 nucleotides. RefSeq lists its product as uncharacterized. Lineage: Eukaryota; Metazoa; Cnidaria; Anthozoa; Actiniaria; Edwardsiidae. Gene Ontology annotation, molecular function: protein kinase activity; ATP binding. The record is from RefSeq and is a predicted model, not a curated record. The transcript is spliced from 5 exons. Bases 133 to 4734 code for a protein of 1533 amino acids. Gene Ontology annotation, biological process: protein phosphorylation.
UGUACACUGUCAAAGAUUGUACGCACUCUCAGAUGGCUUUCACGUCGACUCAGAAGUACCGCCAUUUACUGCAAUUUUAAACCGAAACCUGACUCUCAAAAUGUAAUCUUAUAAUUCCCUACGCUUUUGGCGAUGUCGAGCUGUGGUAACUAUGUGGAAAAUGUCUGGAGAAAGGGAAAAUGCGCAAACUGUUUUGGAUCAAAGUUGGACCACUCGACGACCCAAGUCAAAAAUGGCGGGGCACGCAAUACCAGUUCCACUGACGCCCAAAGAGCUACAAAUGGAAUUAAUGGAUAUUCUAAAUAUGAGAACAAGACUGUGAAGGGGUUGGAUGACGAUGGAUUUGAUAACCCCAUAAUUGGGAAGUCCACUAAUGCGACAAAGGGCUUGAAAUCCGGUUCUAUUUCAACCAGCGUUUCGCUCGAUGAAACUGGAAAUUCGCGGCGUGAAAAUACACCGGACCACAAAGAAGACUGCUUAGAGGAUUUUAAAAAAGACUCUAAAUCACCAGAGAGGCCAAAGCCUGCUCCCAAACCGCGUGCUAGGGGAUUUUCUUGUGGCUCUUCGUCUUCACAAGAAGACAUUUUAAUAAAUUGUGGCUCUUCGUCAUCUGAUUGCAGUCGAUCAAACACUACUACCCCUGAUGUCCUAGAACAAAACAUUAACAAUGGAAAUCUCAAUGCUUGGAGCUCGCCCGACGUGGAAACGAACCAUAUGAAAGACUCUUUGAAUGGAUUAGAUUCAAACGUCGAAAGAUCAAAAGGAACUCAUUCCUCCGGGGACUCACAAACAAUAUCGAGAGGUGGUGCUAGCGAUCAGGAUUCGAACGGUAGAAUAAUUUAUAACACGAGACAUUCUGACAGUGUCUCGAAUGGUUCAGAGACCGGAAAAGUCACAUUAAACGAUUUAACCACAAAGAGAAUGAACGAAAUCGAAGAGGAUGGGGGUUAUGUUCCGAUGAAAAAUAAUGUGUGCGAGGUUAAUGGUGGGAGAGAUAAAGAAACAAGACUAAGUGCGGAUGAAAAUCGACCGGCGACAGAUAAAAUCUCGAAGCAAUCUCUAUCUGUCAGUUUAGUCGACAGAAGCGCUGAGGACGCGCUCGCUGAAAACACAGAGCAGGAUUUAGGGUCACAACUAUACGUCAACCAGGGAAUUAAGAGCGACGGAAGCAGUGAACCUUUGAUAGGAGUGGAAACCAGAGGAAUCUCAGACAUGAGUUCUGUGGGAUCAUGCUCUGGUGAUGUCAUAGCCAAUGACACGAUGGAGCCAUAUUAUGAAAAUCAGCUUAGCAUGGAAAGUGAAAAGAAGGAGAGUUGCUCAAGCGCGUCCAGUCUAGCUAAUGGGCAAUUGUGUGUGACCACAAAAGGCAGUGGGAUCACUUUGUCAUCAGAUGACGCUAGUGUAGAUGAUACGUCUCCUGUUUUCGAGGGGGAUAAUAAGGAGCUGAGUGGAAGUUCUACGUCUAGUAGCAGCUCAGCAAGUUCAUCAGACAGUUCUAGCAAUAGUAAUAACAGCGCACAAAAUGAAAAGUCUGUAUUGUUUUCAGCAGACGAGGAAAGAAGGGCGGAGCAUCAAAAACGAAAGCUCGACCCUGAAAUGGUGAAAAAAAGACAGUCUAAUCCUGACAUUAAAAGUGCCAUUGAAGGCCCACAAUACAUGAAUGCAAAAGCGAAACCAGUAGCUAAGCCUUAUAAGGUAGUUGACAUAAGCUCUGGGGUGCUCUAUCGUGAAGAUGAGGUAGACCAACCAGAAAUACCACCACUACCCCCUAAAGAGCGGGAACUAAACCAGAUCCAAGAGGACGAAGAUAAAGACCACUAUUACCAUGAGCCCCCAGAGGACAUUGUGCCAGAUUACAAGAAGUUAACCCCUGUACUGGGAAAAGAACCUGCACCAGAAUUCGACAUCAAAAAAGGACGGGCAGGAUUGAAUAACUUACCUAUCCCAAGACCACGGUCCCAGCUCCAUGUCUCUACCCUUCCUCGACCUGUGCCUAGAGCUAAGACAGCUAAGGAUCUGGUUGCUGCUGAUCAGACCGUGAGGCCUGUCUCUCAAGUUGUCACAAGAGCACCAUGCAUUGAUGCACCUAGACCACCUUCAACUAGCACCAUACCCUCCCGUAAACCCAGUUCAACAGUAUCAUCUCCACCCACCUCCCCUACAGCCUGCCGCCUGCAGACACCAGGGUCACCGGAACAGAACAAACAAGAGGAGGGUGCCGACACUCUUAGUAGGGAACAGCAGUUAAAGCCUACUCGAUCAGCGCCGCCGCCGCCGAUGGGUACUCGCUCGUCAUCUCCGAAACCCAAGGACAAGCUUUCUGUCCAUUCACCGACAUCAGCAGCUAAACACCCCCCUGCUGCCACCAAGCAACAAGUUCAUUCACCCCCUUCUGUAACCAAAACCGGCCACACAAUAUCAGCCAGCACUAAAACUCAAGACAGCAAAGGUACCCUUAAGGCAGCCGUGAAGACUUCUCCUGCUACCAAGACGUAUGGCCCACCAGCUACAGGGACGACCUCAAAGGAGCAGGACCAGGCAUCCAUGGUGACAGUCCAGGUAGAGGGGUGCUCCACGACGCAUCAGGUCAAGAUGCGACAUCUGGAUGGGGAAGCGCAUUCGGGUUGGCCCUCGCCAAAGUCUGGCUUCAGGCGAGCACUAUCAUCAUGGAAGAGGCUGAGCGGAAGAAGAAAAGGUAAACGUAAACUGGAGAUCAGCUCGCCUAUUCUUGUUAAUGAGGAGAUCCCUAGCUUUGCUGUUCAGCAAGACACGCUAAGGAAGCGCAUCUCCACGACGGAUUCCUCCCAGGCGGUGUGCACAUCCAUCCGUGAGCUUCAAGAAGAGAAAAAUAAUGGAAACGAGACGCCAUCGCCAGAUACAAAGGAUAACACUGAAGGCACGACCUCACCCGAGGUUCCUGUGAGAAAACCUGGCCAUUCGUAUCAGAAUUUUCCAUUCUCCAAAGCAGGGAGCGUGGAAAAACCGUCUAAGCCAGAACGAGGGAGCAAGUGCUCAAAACCCGUUCAAGAGGUGAAACCUCACGAAGUGCAAGUCCAGGAGGACCCUGCUUAUCUCGAACCCUGCGUUGACAGCAUGACCAUCAAGGUGGAGACUGCCCUCGCUAACCUGAACGAUGCACAGAUACUUGCCGAGGCCCUGUCGCGAGUCGAACAGGAGAAACUAGGACCUUUGCCCGACGUCCCAAAGUCCAAGCAUGUUCAUUUUGGCGCUACGGAAGGAGCUCGUGCAGAGGGCAAGCCAGCGUGCCCCCCAAAGAGACCCAUACGAGCUGUGUGCCCCACCAUAGUGAAUGGAGUUGCUGAGAAGAAGAAACCUCCACGCCCUCAGUACCCCUCGCUACCUACAAAUUCUAAGGUUCCAGACCCUCCGCGAGGCCGUUCAAAAAGUAUGGGGGCCACGCACGCCCCUUCCAUCCCCGAACCACCCCGCAACAGAAGCGUCAGCAUACAAAGCAACCCAACAAAGAGUCACUACAGCCGCAUCCUAGAAAUGCACGUCCAGACGUUACGCGAGGUAAUCGCUACAAGCAGGGGCGCCUUCCUACCUGGAGAUAAUAUCGACCUGUCUAGUACCCGGUGGGGGGAUUAUGUCGUCUGUGGAGAUCCCCUGACAGUGAGAGCUCCUGGAGCGGUACUGCUUCCGGUAAAGUGCUCCAAGGUGGAGGACGAGUUGCCGCUCUUAGCUAGGGUCAAGUAUCCUAAGGCGGUGACGGAGGACAUGUCCCAGCGAGCCGCCUUCAUGCAAGACAUGUCCGUCACGGUCUCCAUCCCAUCGCACGUCAACGUCGCACGCAUCGUGGCCCACUUUACGGACACUCUUCCCGGACACUUGUUUGGCAUCGAUGGAGACAGCGACUGGGAAACCCUGGUGACCAUUUCCGAUCAACACCCGGUGGAAUCCGUGGCGGAAUUCUUGGAACGGACGAGAGAGGAACACAAGGAAAAUCCGGAUGCGUACGAGAGGAACGUGUGCGUGUUGAUGAUCCAGUUGUUUGCUGCGUUAGACCACUUGCACUCUGAGGGGAUUGUACAUAGGGAUCUUAACGCAGAGAACCUACUUUUGUUGGAUGCGGGUAACCUUAUCGUGGCGAACUUCGGGAAUAUUCUACAACAGCCGAAGGAGACCACCUCUCGCUUCUUCUACAAAGCGGAGAAGGUCAUACAAUCAAGCGGAAGUCAUCCACCGCCGGAAAUCGUGAACUGUACAGCGGACACGGGGACGGUGGAUCUAGAGAGGUGUGAUGCAUUUGCUGCUGGCUGUCUCAUGUACGAACUGCUACACGAGGUCAAUCCUUUUGCGUCGAAUUCGAAGCUCAUUUGUAGCGAAUACUCCGUAGAAGAGCUUCCUCAGCUCCCCGAACGCUCACGGUUUACCUGUGGAAUAGGUGCUAUAGCUUCCGGUCUCCUCGAGCGAAACCCGUCGGAACGCAUGCUCCCGCGAGAAGCCCUUCAACUGCUGCAAGCGUUUCUAUGGGGACCAGAGGAACUCGACAACAGCUGUCUGGAUGAUUCCGCACGUGAUUGGCUGGAAACAGAGCGCGCAUGCGCAGUAGUAGGGAUCGCGCGCAGCCAGACUUUGGGCAAAUCUCCUUGGGGUGAUGACUUUGUGGAAAAUUUCUUGAAAUAUGAAUAUCUGGUAGGGACCUGUGUGGAGGAAGUAGUGAAUGGGUUUAAAGCACUUGCUCCGCUCGACACCCUCAAUGACACACUAUGAUUCAGAUAAAGUAUCAUCGAGUUACGCAGAGUAGGAAUACGGCCAAGUAGUGUUGGAGCGAUAACAGGAGGUAUAUUUAAUUGCUGUGCUUUUGAUGUUGUAGUUACGAGAAAGAUACAACACAAAGUAAUUCUUUAAGGUUGGUUUUCAUUAGUAUCAAGCAAGCGCAAAUAACCGUGGUGGUUCCCGGAGUUCAUCUUUCCUCUCUACAGACUAAAAUAAUAAUAAAAAAUAUAUAUGGGUUAUAAAAUCCAUUUAAUUUAUAAUCAAGAGAGAGUCCAGGGGGAUCACCCCUAUCCAUUUGUAUUUCCUUAUUUGUCUGGCCACACGCUAAUAGUAAGAAGCGAUCGACCGCAAGCGCUAGAGAUUCAAGCAGACAUAACGCUUGUGUUGCGGUGCGUAAACAAAUGAUACUUCUUAAUGCUGCGCUUGCGCUUGGGUCCUUCUGGAAACCAACAGUGGUAUAUAAGUGUCCAGUAACAUGACUUUAAAAAGUGGCUUCUUAUAGAGAUUAUAGAGAUAGAGAGAUUCAGCUAAACUCAUAGUGUCUUCACGUCCUAUUGGGUCAGUUCUAGAAUGGUUGUACUGUCUGCCAUAGUAACUAAUUUAGAAUAAGGGUUCAAUGCUAAAGUGGUUAACGGAUUAGAUCCGACCGAGUAUUUAUAAGAGAUUUUAAUUAGAAGAUGUUACUUUAUGAGGUGAAAUACGUUCUCGAUUAUCGUUAGGUACAUCCAUUUGGUCUGUUUUCUCAUUAUAGUAUAAGUUAUUUUUUCAUUGGAAGACUAAAAAAAGGUCAAUUAUGACUGACUUUUUUCUCUCAUAUAGAUUGAAAACUAUAACAAGAUGUUUUAGCAAUGCUGUUUUAUUUUGACAAUUUUAUGUGCAUUUUUAAGUUCUUACAUUGAAGAUUUAGAAAACAAAGGUCGAUAUUAAUCAAAUAUUUAUUAUGACAGGAAUAUCCUGAAAUGUUGUGAAACGUUUGUUGUUUAGUAUGUUUGUUGGAAAUAAAUUGAAGGUAGAAACAUUAAA